AUGGCUCUUGCAACGACCGCGGCGGUCGCUGCCAGCGGCUGGGCCGUUGCUGCCUAUCUCGAUGCAAAGUACCAUCUACGAAAAGACCUUGGUACCGUCGCUAGGCUCAGGCGCGGCCAAAAGGAGUACGCCCGCGCCAUCAAAGAGGACAAAGUCAACCUGUGGUAUGUUUUCGAAGACCAAUGCAAGAAGAGCUGGAAUGAUCAUGCCAUCUGGUCGAGAGUGGGGGUGUACACCUUUGGCGAAAUGUAUGAAGAAACCGUCCGCUAUGCCCAAUGGAUGCUCGAGGAGGGUAUCAAGCCAGGAGAGUUGGUAGGAGUCUAUCUCACCAACUCACCCGACUUCAUGUUCGUUUGGUGGGCAUGCUUGGCCGUCGGCGCCGCUCCCGCAUUCAUCAAUUACAACCUGGAAGGGAAAGCUUUACUGCACUGCUUGGAUGUUUGCGAAACGAGGUUGUUGAUCGUUGACCAAGACCCGGGUUGUCAAGCGAGAAUCAGUGACAGCCAGGCCGACAUUCAGAGCAGAGGAAUGAAGAUCGCUGUGCUCGAUAGCAAUAUGAAGGAGAGAAUCUCCUCCGAGCCGACCGUGAGGCCAGAUGACGAAUGUCGUAAGGGCACCAAGGGCAGGUUCCCUUACUGUCUGAUUUACACCAGCGGAACGACUGGACUACCCAAAGGCUGCGCGUUCACUCUAGAGCGAAUUUGGCUCAUGUGCGGCCAUGAUACGCCAACCUGUGAUGCUGUUCCCGGCAAAGACCGAUGGUACAACGCCAUGCCGUUAUACCAUGGGACUGGUGCCAUCGUGACAUCCUGCUGCUUGUUACAAGGCGUGUCUGUAGCCAUAGCACCGAGAUUCUCAGUCUCACGGUUCUGGAAUGACAUUCACGAUUCCGACUCCUCAUUCUUCGUCUAUGUUGGCGAAACGGCACGGUAUCUCCUCAACGCGCCACCUCACCCAUUAGAGCGCAAACAUAGGCUGCGCUGUGCCUACGGGAACGGAUUGAGGCCCGAUGUCUGGGAAAAGUUCCAAAGCCGGUUCAAUAUCGCGGAGAUAGGCGAAUUCUUUAACUCGACAGAAGGCAUGUUUUCAUUGAUGGUGUACGACAAGGGCCCCUUCUUGAGAGCCUGUGUUGGUCAUCACGGACUGAUUCUGCGAACGAUGCUGCAUAAAGUCUACAUUCCAGUCAAGAUCGACCACGAGACGGGGGAUAUCUGGCGUGAUCCAAAGACCGGGUUCGCACAAAGAACAUCGUAUGAGGAAGGUGGCGAGAUGCUUGUGGCGGUGCCCAGCAAGCAGGCGUUCCAAGGAUACUGGCGAUCACAAGCCGCAACGGACAAGAAGUUCGCGCUGGACGUCUUCAAGAAGGGCGACGUCUACUACCGCUCGGGCGACGCUCUUCGCCGAGAUGGUCAUGGUAGGUGGUAUUUCCUCGAUCGACUGGGAGACACGUUUCGAUGGAAGUCCGAGAACGUGUCUACGGCAGAAGUGGCCUUGACCAUGGGCCGCUUCCCAGGUAUCGCCGAAGUCAACGUGUACGGCGCGCUCGUGCCCAACCAUGAAGGACGAGCCGGUUGUGCCGCCAUCCUUCUCGAUCCCAACUACACUGGGCCACCAGUCGACUAUAUCGAGCUGUUGAAAUAUACACGGGCACAGCUUCCGCGCUACGCCGUGCCCGUCUUCCUGCGCAUAGUCAAGGCCAGCACGCACAUCCAUAACCACAAACAGAACAAAGUCCCGCUCCGGAAGGAAGGCGUCGACCCUAGUUUGGUCGGUACGGAGGUUCCGAAUGGCAAAGACGACGUGUUUUUGUGGGUGCCGCCUAAGGCGGAUAGAUAUGUGCCCUUCACCCCGAAGGACUGGGAGACACUGGCGAACGGGCAAGCUAGAUUAUAG
Messenger RNA from Capronia epimyces CBS 606.96, 1893 nucleotides. RefSeq lists its product as uncharacterized. The transcript is spliced from 3 exons. Lineage: Eukaryota; Fungi; Ascomycota; Eurotiomycetes; Chaetothyriales; Herpotrichiellaceae. Bases 1 to 1893 code for a protein of 630 amino acids. The record is from RefSeq and is a predicted model, not a curated record. Gene Ontology annotation, molecular function: long-chain fatty acid transmembrane transporter activity; long-chain fatty acid-CoA ligase activity.